AUGAGCGAGGAAGAUCCUCCGGCGCCGCCGAAAUAUGAAGAUUUAUACCCAGAUCUAGUGAAUCCUGGCCCUCGAUUAGCUGACGCGCCACCACCUUAUUUCCCUGGGCAAAACUCGAGAGCGACCCUUAUUUCUGGAGCUCCUGCGGAGGACUAUCCAGUUCAUCCGGAUUUGAGAAGAUCCGUCGAUAGUUUCACCGCUUUUCUCGAGGACCUCAACCAUGGCCGAAUUAACAUCGACAUUCCGGAGGCAUUUUCACGGGAAGAAAUGCAAGAAGCAGCUCAGCAAGCGCAAAUUGAGCGCUUCCGCCAAGACAGUAUUCGAUCAAUGAAACUUGGCAUGUUCUACCUUGCCCUCAUCCUCACCACUUCGGUCGUUCCUUACAUGUUUCCAGUCGCUUUCGUGAUCAUCAUGGUCACGUGUUUGACUGAAACAGUGAGAAACGCAGGCAGACAAGCGAUGGUGUACUCUCAUUGGGUCGAAAAUCAAAAUAACGGAGAAGUUAUCUAA
Molecule: messenger RNA, 510 nt
Organism: Oikopleura dioica
Lineage: Eukaryota; Metazoa; Chordata; Appendicularia; Copelata; Oikopleuridae
Source: the annotation of a GenBank genome assembly